UAUCGUUUCAACUUCGGUUGAAAAGUAAAGCUUUAACCAAGAUAAGUGAUCUUUACGGGGAAAAUCAAAACCAUGUCUAGUAAUUAAUUAUUGUAUGUAGAAUUUAAGUUUUAUGUGAAAAAUGUGAUUGAAAAUACUGGACUGAUCACAUGCAGCCCUGAAAAAAACUCUUUCACUUUCGAAUUCUUUGUGCCGUACAAGGAAAUCAUCAGGGUUACCGAUCCCUCUGCUUCGUCUAUCGCUGUCGUCGGGAUAAAAGGGUUUUUAGUCAACUAACUGAUAGAAUUAAAUAACAAAAGUAAUUUAAAACGCAAUGGCUCUUUUCGAUGUAAGUGGCUAUAAGCCUUAUUCUGAACUCCGCAGACAGAUUUUUCCAGCAGGAGCGACGCAUCUUGCGAACCGACCCAACCACUACUCAUUUGGUACAAAAACACAGGAAUUUGCUGUCCCAUUGGGUGUAGACCCUGCAGGGUUUCUGAAGUCGUGCAACCAUGACGGAGGUGUGUGUAUUGACCUGAACCACGGCACGACCACCCUGGCCUUCAAGUUCAGGCAUGGAGUCAUCGUGGCUGUGGACUCCAGAGCUUCGGCAGGGAGUUACAUAGAUUCAAAGGAUGCCAACAAGGUCAUUGAGAUCAACUCGUACCUUCUCGGGACCAUGUCAGGCAGUGCUGCAGACUGUCAGUACUGGGAGAGACUUCUGGCCAAAGAAUGCAGGCUGUACAGACUGAGAAACAACCACCGGAUUUCUGUGGCUGCUGCUUCAAAGCUGCUAUGUAACAUGAUGCUGGGUUACAGAGGGAUGGGCCUCUCCAUGGGAAGCAUGAUCUGUGGAUGGGACAAACAGGGCCCUGGUCUGUACUACGUGGAUAAUAAUGCGACCCGUCUGUCCGGCCGUAUGUUCUCUACUGGCUGUGGGAACAGCUAUGCUUACGGCGUGGUGGACAGUGGUUACAAGGAAGACAUGACGGUAGAGGAGGCGUAUGAACUCGGCCGUCGAGGCAUUGCUCACGCUACACACAGGGACGCCUACUCUGGAGGUGUAGUCAACAUGUACCACAUGCGAGAAGACGGCUGGAUAAAGGUGUGUCAGGAAGACGUGUCAGAGCUGAUCCACCGCUACAGAAAGGGAAUGUUCUGAGUUUGACUAAUAAAACCAGAUCAAUGUACUGAAUGUGCUGAACAUCAGUGGUCUUACAAAAUAUACCAUUAGCUCAGUUUGUUUGGUGCAUUAAAGUUAACAUUAAUUGAUAAAGUAUGCAUCUAAUUAUGGACAUAUAAUUACUUUUUUUCUACAAUGAUCAAAAUUAACCAGAAAAUAAGAUGGAGUCAUCAUCCAUUGGAGCAUUGGUUAAUACUAGAUUAAGUGUGUGACACACCAAACUGGCAUCAGUAAGUGUCUGUGGGCAGAAUUUUGAUAGUGUGUCUCACACUGUUAGCACUAUUUGGAUACAUCAUACUGGCUUUUCACAGACUAUUGAAAGAGUUGUAAGAGACGUUGUAAGUCACAAAACUAUAUAUACAUACAUAUUCAUAUUAUCCAGAAUUUCAAAUCCAGAAAUAUCUCCACAACAACAUGGUCGUCUAGAAUAAACAAACUGAUCAGUUAAUUCAGGAGAGGCCAGCUUUAUAUAAUGGUUUGUUGCUCAUGCUAUCUUACUUGCCUCUCAACUAAACGUAGCUCUUCUUGUUUCAUGGUCUGUCAAUGUAUAUGCCAGAUGUCAUUUUGGUGUUCCCACACAUUUUGUAAGAGCAUGAAAUGCUACACAUAACCAUUUCUACGAACCCAAACUUUCUUCAAGUAAAUCGGGUUAAAUGUAAUUUUGAAAAAGACAUUUGUUUCUUGACAGUGCUCCCGUUACUCAUAUUUGAACAGUUUUCAUUUUUCCUUUUUUUCUUUUUUCUUUUUCUUUUUUUUUUUUUGCUGGAUCACAGUUCAAAUAAAAUUGCCAGAAAAUUGUGGAUUGUCCUAAUAAGAUAAGCCAUUAAAGUAAUUCCAUCACUCUAAAUAAAGACUUUUGUCCAAUUCA
Mugil cephalus (flathead mullet) is the source of this 2030-nucleotide messenger RNA. It is a transcript of the gene psmb8a, whose product is annotated as proteasome 20S subunit beta 8A. The transcript has 6 exons. The record is from RefSeq and is a predicted model, not a curated record. Gene Ontology annotation, molecular function: threonine-type endopeptidase activity. Gene Ontology annotation, cellular component: proteasome core complex. The coding region runs from base 314 to 1141 and encodes 275 amino acids. Lineage: Eukaryota; Metazoa; Chordata; Actinopteri; Mugiliformes; Mugilidae.